This is a messenger RNA of Neurospora hispaniola, 1107 nucleotides long. RefSeq lists its product as uncharacterized. Lineage: Eukaryota; Fungi; Ascomycota; Sordariomycetes; Sordariales; Sordariaceae. The record is from RefSeq and is a predicted model, not a curated record. The coding region runs from base 301 to 888 and encodes 195 amino acids. The transcript has a single exon.
GACUAGUUCCUGCCAUGUUCACAAAUGCCUUCAUCCAGACACGGCAACGUUCCUGCCCCUGGAAGUGCUGCAGAUGUUUUGGUCACUCCUUCCCCCCUUUCUCUCUGUGUGUGCCCUCGAAGUUCCAGAAACAAGAAGUCAAAAAGCUCAGCCACCCAUUGUCAGGGUGGAUCCCCGAGCCAAGCUACGGCCUACAAAAGACUGUACCACCAGUACCGCGUAUCUGGGCAAUGUUUUCCGGCUACUGCACAUCAUGCUGCUUGGCUACGCACAUGGUAAACGGGCACGAGAGUUGUUGGCAUGCCCGGGCAUGAGCUGGGACCUCGCCAGUAUGUGGUCUGGGCCUGUCCCAGGCUUCUGUUCCUACUCCUCUGGAAUUCGGUCACCCAGUCUGAAUACUUGCCAGUGGCGAUGGGUGCCAGUGCCGGUGCCCAGGAAUCAGUACUCUGCACCUGGUCUGUGGCAGUUCUUUCAAGUUUGCUACCAAAUCCAGUCUUGAUGCAAGUUGCUCCUGCACUUCACACUUGCUACUUCGGAAAUUGGCAAGAGCACCAACACCCCUUCUUAUUGCAAAAGCUACCUAACGAGAAUUGCUGGAUGCCAUCCGUAAGAGAUUUAUCAAGAAAUUGCAAUGGAGACAAUCAGAUAUCUUCUUUUAGCGAGAAGCAUUUGAUAAACUCGUUGUGUUUUGUUAUCAACAUCGACUUUUCUUUCGGACAUACGGGAAGCAAUGAGAGCGGUAAGCCACCUAGGCUUGCAUGCCUCGGAACUAAGGCUUUGAUUCUUGGAGACCCCGGGACGAGUCGGCACUCGGUCGUAAGGCCCGACACGCCCUUCGAUGCUGCCUACAUUGACACCAAGCGCACGCACGGGAGGCCCGUGGAGUAAUCAGAUAACCCGGAGAAGAAGGGAUUCGCGACCAUCAAGCCACUCAGCAAAUCCCCUGAACCCCGACUGAAUAAUAUUUCAGAGACAGCUCACGCUGUCUUGGCAGUGGUCUGGGAUGACAGCAAGCAACCGACGUAUUCUUUGAAUCCAUCUCAACAAGAGCUACUUGGUGACUUUCCAGUGCUACACUGGAAGGACCAUAUUAAUCAGGAGUGAAGG